GUUGCGGAAGUAGCCGUCGCUGCCUGCAGGGGGAUGAGAACUGCUUGGCCUCCACACGAAAGCGAAAACAGGUGGGAGCCCGGGGAUCUGAGGUCGGAGAGGGGAGAGAGAGCCUUCAGCAACGAUGGGAGCACUAAAGUCUACACCGGCUCCGAUUGAACACCAUGACCUGUCGGAGAAAACUGGCUUUUCACUUAGGCAGAUUAGAGUCCUCCACAAGAGGUUCAAACAGCUGAGUGAUGGAGAUGAUGUUUUAAGGAGGGAAGAUUUCCUGGGCAUCUCUUCUCUGAAAUACAAUCCCAUUCGCAAAGAGAUCAUAGAGGCUUUCUUUAACCGAAGAAACUUUUCCCCGAGUUGUGAGGGCAGGGCAAACGAGAUUGACUUUGAAGAAUUUCUGGUGGUCAUGUCUCAUUUCAAGCCCCCGUGUUCGAAAAUGACCGAUGAACAGCGUAAAAACAUCAGGAGGGAGAAACUUAAAUUUAUAUUCAACAUGCAUGACUCGGACGGCGAUGGAUUGAUAACGCUUGAGGAUUACAGACACUUGGUGGAGGAGUUGUUAUCUCGCAGCGGAGCACUGGGGAAAGAAACGUCCAGAGCCAUUGCUGAUGCAGCCAUGUUUGAAGUGGCCAGAACAGUUGGUCACAGGGACCCCGAUGAAUUUUAUGAGGGAAUCACCUUCGAGCAUUUUCUAAAGCUGCUGUCUAACUUUGAUAUCGAAUCAAGAAUGAACAUUCGCUUCUUAAAGACGGAUGUGAUCCCUGGCUGCAGGUUGGGCUGAAGUGUCCAGCUGUUUUAAGUAAGCUUUGAGAAUAGAAAGUUUGAUGCCUUAAACUGUUUGAUAUUAGUUUCUUGUUUUGCUCUGUAGCAACAUGCCUGCACUGACGAUACGCCUCAUGCAUGUUGGAACAACCAUGCAAACCGAACGACAAUUUUAAUUUAUUAGAAGACUUAAUUCUAAGCAAUAAGAUUGCACUACUGUAUGCCAGGACAGAGCAAUGAUAUUCAAACGUGGAUGACACUAUUUGUUGAUGUAAAUGGGAUUGAAUACGCAAAUUAUUUUCAUAAAUCUCACGUGAUAUUAUAGUUGUCUUGUAUGAUCACAGAAAAUAUUUAUUUCUUUACUACAGAAUGUGCAUGCCUGUUAUUGUUUGCGCAAAAAGGGGACGUUGAAGCACUUUAUUAUUUGCAUUUAUUUAAAAAGAGGUAAGAUUGUGGUUCCAGUAAAAUCUUUACAAUGCGCUUCAUGGGCAUGAAUGCUGUUUCAACUUUCGGCCGUAAAGCAAGCUUUUGAAUUGUCUUUUUUAGGUCAGAGUGAAUGUCACAACCAAACCAAGCCACCACAAAACACUGGGUUAAAGCCUUUAUGGCUUCAUGCCUCGAUUACACAACUCUUAUAGCUGUAGGUAUGGCUAAUGGCUUUUGACGUGGCUUGACUGCUGUUCUCCCCAGAAUGGGUCGUUUUCAGUUAUAGAUUUUUUUUUUUUUUUAGUUAAUAAAGUUGGACCACAACCAGUCAAGUCUGAAAAAGAAUUAAAAGCCAAAAACUGAUAUAACAUUCAUGCCAAUAAUGAAUGUAGGUUUGUGAAUGGAACUUUAUUAAAAUAAAUAUCCACUUUUAUUGUUAGCAGUGUUCAAGAAAUGGACUGAUAUUUAGAUAGACUACAUAUGUGAAUGCAGGGGCUUGAAUAUGUAAAGUUUUCUUUUUGUAAUGCCCCUUGAUCAAAGAUGCUAUGGUUUGCCUCAUGGCAAAAAUGUUUCUUGUCGUUUUCUUUCUAUUACAGAAAAUAUGUAUUUCUGGUUGUGAGCAGUAAGUGCCAGUUCCCUGCACUCUGUAGAUUAAAAAUAAAUAACAUUGAAACUGUUUAUCAUUUGCAUUUCUCUCAAAAGGAAAAAAGAAACUUGGG
Molecule: messenger RNA, 1904 nt
Organism: Poecilia latipinna (sailfin molly)
Lineage: Eukaryota; Metazoa; Chordata; Actinopteri; Cyprinodontiformes; Poeciliidae
Gene: tescb
Product: tescalcin b
Exons: 9
Coding region: 125-778 (217 amino acids)
Molecular function (GO): calcium ion binding
Source: RefSeq, a predicted model, not a curated record